GAUCUCCCAACCAGCGACCAUGGCGGAGGCCACAAGACCACGAUCUAAGCUUCUCAAUCGGGGCCUCCCUGAUGAGAUCGUGAUAUGGGAGAUCCUCCUCCGCCUGCCCCCCGAAUCCGUCCUCCGCUGCCGCGCUGUCUGUCGCGCUUGGCGCCUCGCCACUUCUACCCGCGACUUCCUCCUCGCCCACCACCGCCGCCAGCCCUCCCUACCUAUCAUCUGUGGCUACGGAGACCGCCGAAACAUUCUCGUAUUAGAUCACCGGGCCACCGACGGUCAGCUCCAACGUGUCGCCCGGCUAGACAACACCUUUUAUCCUAAGGCCUCCUUUGACGGCCUCCUUAUUCUCUCCAAGUAUGACAUGAAUGGUGCCCUCGUCUUCUCCGUCUCCUACAGGUCAAGUGUCCUAGUCCGUGAUGGGCUGCAUUGGUACUCGGUGGAGCAAAGGCAACCGAUAUUGGUAUUCGACACCACAUCCGAGUUGUUCAGGCAUAUGUGUGCUCCAGUUGUUUCCAUUAAGUCGUACAUCUUCGAGAUGGAUGGCACGCUCGGCAUCUAUAGCCGUGACAACGCCAUGGGAAAUGUAGAUAUAUGGGUGUUGCAGAACUACGAAGGCGAGGUUUGGGACUGCAAGUACCGCGUCAAAUUGCCGAUGGUAGACAUCUCGGGGCAAUUGGGAUUGUCGAUUGACUACUGGGCUGUUAAGGCUAUGUUGGUGGACAGUGACGUCCUCUUGAUGGUUAUGUAUGGCCAGUGUGUGUGUUACGUUGAUACUGAUGGCAAACUGAUUGCUAGCUUCCGUCGCAAUCGCCAACCUUUACAUGAUUGCCAAGGUUGGCUCAAACAAAGUCUUGUUCAGCAUACAUUCUUCACUGCAUUAAAAGGAUAUUCUGUGAACUCUUGGCCUUUCGUCUGA
Lolium perenne is the source of this 916-nucleotide messenger RNA. RefSeq lists its product as uncharacterized. Lineage: Eukaryota; Viridiplantae; Streptophyta; Magnoliopsida; Poales; Poaceae. The record is from RefSeq and is a predicted model, not a curated record. Gene Ontology annotation, molecular function: protein binding.